AAUAGAUUAAUCAUAAGGUGAAUUGAGUUGUCAAAACAAGACUAGUACAACUGUAACACUAUUUUAUUCUAGAAUAAAAAAAAUGAAAGAAAAAGUUGUAGGCUUUUUGCCAGAGUAGAAUCACUUGUUUGAGAAGUAAAGAUUUCGUUUUUACCAAUACAAUUCAGAGAGAAGCCUUAGAAAAAUCCAAGGAGCUUUGGUAGGAUUGCUUUUUGGGAAAUGGGAGUUUGAGAAUUUUGAGUUUCUCCUCUUUUACUUUCUCCUUGUUAUAAAGCUAUCAUGAUAUGGACCAAAUGAUCAAACUCCAAUUAUUCUAAUCCUCUGUUUUUGUCUGCUCCCUCUGUCUCUUUCUCAUUCAGACUUUCACUGCCUCAUUUAUACAAACACUUUGUGUGCGGAUAGAAAAUGAAGAGUAAAUUCUGCUGUUUUGUCUUAAUUAUAUUCGCACUUUGUUUAAUCUCUGUUAGAAGCAGGCCUUUGGCAUCAAAUCUCAAUUCUUUGCAGAACAAACUGAGUACAAAUGAGGUAAACAUGAGCAAUAAAGAACAAGGACAAGUGAAAGAAACAGAGGAAUAUACUGAUAUGAAUAAAGAAGAGAAGAAAAUGAUAGGAUCAAGUCCACCGAGUUGUGAGCACAAAUGCUAUGGAUGUAUGCCGUGUGAAGCCAUACAAGUGCCAACCAACACAGGUCGAGUGGGAGUUCAGUACACUAACUAUGAGCCAGAAGGCUGGAAGUGCAAAUGUGGCCCUGCAUUUUACACUCCUUAGACUACUCGUCCGACUAAUUCAGAUUUGUGGGGUUCAUUUAAACCUUGGACCAUCUCUAAUUUAUAGCUGCUAGUAGUCGAUUGAUAGUACAAAGAGAGCUAGUUCAGCAGUUUAAAGUGCUUAUCAGCACCUAAUGCUUAUCAGCUACUCUAAAUCAGCUAAGCCAAACGGGCUCUUAGUCCUAUGUCAAGUUGGAAUUAUUUUUAUGUUGUAUGAGUUAUGACUUAAGAGUGUGUAUAGUGGAAGAAUGUUUGUUGAAGUUAGUAAAUAGUAAUAGUUGUGUAGAAAAGAAAGAGUAAUGCAGCUUUCAUUAAUGGUUUAAAUUUACUCCCAACAUUUUAUCUUCA
This is a messenger RNA of Nicotiana attenuata, 1115 nucleotides long. Its product is annotated as EPIDERMAL PATTERNING FACTOR-like protein 6. Gene Ontology annotation, biological process: guard cell differentiation; stomatal complex development. Bases 406 to 768 code for a protein of 120 amino acids. The record is from RefSeq and is a predicted model, not a curated record. NCBI's taxonomy places the organism in Eukaryota, Viridiplantae, Streptophyta, Magnoliopsida, Solanales, Solanaceae. The transcript has 2 exons.